UAAAUAUUAACGAUUCUUAUAAUUACAGUGGACAGUAUGCCUUCCCAUAUAAUAUUUCAAACAGAAACGGACUCUUCUACCCUUAUGACUCUCCACGGUGGCAACCUCGUUCUGGCUUUGGGAUCACCUUGGAAACGGUCAACCCAAACAAAUGAUAGUCGCUUGAUUUGUUUCCAUUCAAGGAGAGCAUUUCGAAAAGUACAUUUUAACAGCAAAUGAAGUGAAAUGAGUGUACAGGACAAACAACAACCCGUCGACCCCAAAACCGAAUCCGAGGUAGUGCCACCGCCUCCACCAACAGCCGCAGGAAGACCCCGGCCACCCACUUCGCAACUCUUUUCGCGCGGUAAUCUGGUAAGCAGUCGGGCAGGCGGUGGGGAUAAGACAGCGCUGGCCAGACCAUCCACUGCGGUCCGGGCCGUGGGCUAUGCGGCCAACAGCAGUGGUUCCGCUGGCCAAAGGUUCGAUCAGUUCUUUCUGGAGAAGGCCAAGCAGCAGACACUCUCCUCGGCCAAUGCAGCCGUAGAUGCAGCCAAGGAAGUCAAUCCCCAGAUUAAGUACAAAAAUCUAGAGGCAAAGAUUGUGAAGCUACUGGAGGCAUCCAUUGUAUUGACCUCACGGAGUGCCAGUGGAGACGUUAAUCAGGAGGUAAAGUCUCCUCUGGCAGAUGCAUUAAACAAGGCCAAAGAAGCCUUCUCCUUGGAUCGAACACUGCACCGCUUUCGGGAUCAGCAGGGGGAGAAUGUGUAUCACAACUUUGAUUUGACCUAUGCUGUCUUUUUCAAUCUCGCCGAGCAAUACGAGCACAAUGAUAUGCACAUCGAGGCCCUCAACACGUACAGCAUUAUGACAAAGAACAAGAUGUUUCCCCAUGUCAAUCAGCUGAAGCUCAACAUGGGUAACAUUUACUACAAGAUGGGGAUCUAUCCGAAAGCCAUUAAAAUGUAUCGCAUGGCCUUGGAUUCGGUGCCCAAGAACCUGAACCAGUUGCGUCUGAAGAUCACCGAGAAUAUUGGCGUACUGUUCGUGCGGAUGGGCUCCUAUUCGGACGCUGCCUCCAGUUUUGAGUUCAUCAUGUCUGAGCGGCCGGACAUCAAGAGCGGGAUCCAUUUGCUGCUCUGCUACUAUUCCAUGGGCGAUGUGGAGAAGAUAAAGAGUGCAUUCCGCAAUCUUUGCGAUGUCCAGGCCGUCGAGAGUGAAAGCGAUCUGGACAGUGAGAAUAAUAUUAUCAAGCUGCAACAGCAGGCCGAACAGGCAGGACAAGUCGCAGGUGCACAGGAUCUACAAAAAUCCACAGAUGGUGAGGCCAGUGGUGGUGGUGCCGAAGUGGCCGUAAUCGAUGCCGAGGGUGGCAGCACCUACGAGAAGGUACAAGAGUCCAUCAAUACCUCGGCCAAGGCAAAGAAUCGUUCUGUUCUGCAGGCCCUCAAAACGGAUGAGCUGGCUUUGUACACCAAACAAAAGAGGAAUGCCGAGAAGCGUUCCAUUACAAUGAUUGUGGAUCUAAUAUCACCUAUAAUUGAGGAGAACUACAAUGAUGGCUACAACUGGUGCAUUGAGAUCAUCAAGACAUCGAAUCUAUCCUGGUUGGCCAAUGAACUUGAACUAAACAAGGCCUUGGUCUACCUUCGACAGAACGAUGUAAAUCAGGCCAUCGAAACCUUGCAGAUGUAUGAUCGCAAGAGCGAGGGAUCCAUGACAGCCAGUGCACUGACAAACCUGAGUUUCAUUUACAUAAGUUUGGGCAACCUGGAGAUGGCCUCGCAUUGUCUGAAUCAGCUGCAGGAUAUCGGAGCUCUGGAGACAAAUGCUUUGGCCUUGAUUAAUGCUGGGAUUGUGGAUAUGCAGAAGCAGAACCUAGGUUCGGCCAGGGAUCGCUUCGAGCGAGCCCUGCAGCUGCAACCCACAAACUUUGAGGCCAACUAUAAUCUAGGCUUGGUGGCGCUCGCUCAGCAGGACUUUCAGCAGGCAGAGGAGCAGUUCGAGCUGCUGAAGGCGCAGCUAAUGGUGCCGCACUCGGUGCAGCAUAGCCAUGUCUACUAUCAGCUGGCAAAGCUGCAAGAGCGAAGACUCAGCAAUGGCUCUGGUAUUGUGGGGAGCGGCUUUAAGCCAACGGCAACCCCUGGAGCACUGCAGGCGUAUCUGCAGGUACUGGGUAUAUCUGCCGCCGACAUCGACUCGCGUCUGUUUGAGAAGGUCGGCUCCAUGUAUGAGCAGAUUCAGGACCAUCAGGAGGCGAACCAGUACUACAAUGAGGCCUACCGCAUCAACAUGAGCGACAUUAGCAUUGCCAGCUCCAUUGGCUCCUACUACAUUAAGUUGCAGGCCACGGAAAAGGCCCUCUACUACUACGAGCGAGCGGUUCUGGCUGAUCCUAAUGACCCCAACCUCAUGCUGCGUAUCGCCAGCUGUUUCCGAAACUCCUAUCUGCCGCCCAAGCAGUAUCUGGGGAUGUUCGAGAAGAUCUAUGCUCGAUUUCCGGAUAACCUUACCUGCGUGCGGGCUUUGAUGCAGGUGACCAAGAGCCUGGGUCUCACUGAUCUCCACGAGAGGUAUUCCCUGGACUAUGCCCGACUCCACAAGCUGCAACAGGAGCGACAGAACGAGCAACGCUACCAGCAGCAGCGUCUAUCAUCGGCUACUUCAAGCAGUAGUCGAAUGAGAACUAUCCGACCAUCGAAUGAGGAACGUUUGCAGGAAAACAGCGAUCUCUCUGGUACAAUGGCUUACAGACAGAGUUCGGCCACGUUUUCAGUUCAACAAUUUGAUCCUUUGGGUCCGCCAGCAGAGCGUCCACGCACCGGCAUGUUUCGUGGCCAACACAGCAGAGAUGAUUCCGAUGAUGAUGCGGAGAUGAAUGCCGAAAGCUUGUUGCCCAUCUAAAUGUCAUAGUUUCUUAAAAUAAAUACAUAUGUGUAUCAAAAGAUAUUCCAAUGUUGGCUUUAAAUAUUUUUAUUACGCUUUCAAGGCCAAUAAUACAUAAAUCUGUGUUGUGUUUUGAUAUUAAGUUCGAAAAUUUAAAAUGAUGUUCUUUCUAUUUGGAAAAACUCGACUGCCUUUAUAAUUACUGACCAUAAUUAUCGACCUUGCAUCAGCCAAAAGCGUUGAACCCUUUGUUCGUUUUAACAUUUUUGGAGUGUCACACGCUAAUUAAAUUUACGUGAUUUAUUGAGUAAAACGUGUGUGUUGUUGGGUGCUUCUAUUGUAAGUUUAAAAUUUCGGGGGGGGACUUUAUAAAUGAAAGUGGGUUUUCGAUUCGACAGACGGAGGCGGAGAAUACCAUUUUAUGAAUACACAUUACAUGGGAACAGUUAUAGACACAGAUACACAGAGCUUCUUCAGAUUGAAUUCUUUUACAUUUCCCCCUCAUAUUCCACUUUUCUAUUCCUUUCUCGUUUGAGCGCGUUCUACGAUUUAGACAAAAA
This is a messenger RNA of Drosophila miranda, 3425 nucleotides long. RefSeq names its product intraflagellar transport protein 88 homolog (gene nompB). Gene Ontology annotation, biological process: non-motile cilium assembly; intraciliary transport. NCBI's taxonomy places the organism in Eukaryota, Metazoa, Arthropoda, Insecta, Diptera, Drosophilidae. The transcript is spliced from 8 exons. The record is from RefSeq and is a predicted model, not a curated record. Bases 226 to 2883 code for a protein of 885 amino acids. Gene Ontology annotation, cellular component: ciliary basal body; non-motile cilium; centriole. Gene Ontology annotation, molecular function: kinesin binding.